GGAUUGUGUAUGGCUUCCGGUUACUGGAUUGACACACAAUGAGGAGUUGGGAAAGCCGCUGUAAAUAAAUACAGUAAUUGCAGAGGCCAGGGAAUCAUGGAGAACCAGUGCACGGUGCAGGUGAAGUUGGAGCUGGGCCACCGGGCUCAGCUACGGAAGAAGGUCACCACCGAGGGCUUCACACACGACUGGAUGGUGUUUGUCCGAGGCCCUGAGAUGGGCGACAUCCAGCACUUUGUGGACAAAGUGGUGUUCCGACUGCACGAGAGCUUCCCCAAACCCAAGAGAGUGUGCAAGGAGCCGCCAUACAAAGUGGAGGAGUCUGGGUAUGCCGGUUUCCUCAUGCCCAUCGAGGUCUACUUCAAGAACAAGGAGGAGCCGAAGAAGGUGUGCUUCAACUACGACCUGUUCCUCAACCUGGAGGGGAACCCGCCCGUCAACCACCUGCGCUGCGAGAAGCUCACCUUCAACAACCCCACCCACGAAUUCCGCCGCAAGCUGCUCAAAGCCGGGGGGGUGAUGGUGGUGCCGGAGGGGGAAGAGCCUGUGUCCCGGCCCAGCCCUGACUACCCCAUGCUCCCCACAAUUCCCCUCUCUGCUUUCUCCGACCCAAAGAAGACCAAGCCCUCCCAUGGGUCAAAGGAGCCCAGUAAAGACGGCAGCGGAGCGAGCAGCAAGGGUCCGAAGCCUCACAAGCCGUCCAAGGAGCACCGCGAGCGACCACGCAAGGACUCGGAGAGCAAGGCCACGUCUAAGGGCGAGGGCGACCGUGAAGGAGGCAAGCCGGCCCGCGAUCCCUCGUCAUCUUCCUCCUCCUCCACCUCGUCCUCCUCCAAGAAGACCGCCGAGGUCAAGGUCAAGGAGGAGAGCAAGGCCCCGCCCAAGGCGGCCUUCAAAGAGCCCAAGCCCACGCUGAAGGAGGGAAUGUCCCCAAAGGGAGGGGGGACCGGCGGGGGCGGGGGAGGUGGAGGGGGCGUCCCGGAGCCGAAGGCCCCCAGCAAGCGGCCCUCGUCCAUGGAGUCCCCCAAACCCAGCGUCAAGAAGCCCAAGAAGGGGGCCCCUGAGGGGCCCAAGGGCGGCGGGGGGUUCUCUGGCACCUCCCCCCGCAUCUCCUCCUCCUCGGCAGCGCCGCCCACCUACCCGGACAAGAAAAGCGCAAAGAGCAAGCGGCGCUGGGUCAAGGUGAAGACGGAGACGGCGGAUAUGCAGGAGGCGCAGGAGGUUAAGGAGGCCAAAAAGCCGCCCGAGUCUGAGGAGUCCAACUCCGAAGACGAGGCCUCCUCCAAGUCUGAGCAAUCGGCUCCCUCAAGCCCCUCCAACUCCACCUCCAGCUCUGACUCCACCUCCGACUCCGACUUUGAGCCCUCGCAGAAGCAAGGCCAGGGUACGGUGGGUCCCUUGCGCUCCAUGGUUGAGGACCUGCAGUCAGAGGAGUCAGACGAUGAUGACAGCAGCUCGGAAGGGGAGACGCCUGUCAAAACCAACCCGCCCAACCGUGACUCACGUUUGAGCCUGGACAGCGAGAGUGACAGCAGUGACGGAUCCCACCCCCUGAGUCGAGAAGCCCCGCCUCCCCUACAGAAACACAUCAACAACAAGCAGGUCUCUGGGAGAAAGAGUCCCGACCCUUGCACCAGGCCAGAGAAGAUGCUGAAGAAAGGGUACGACAAGGUAGGAAGGGCUCCACCUCUCCCCUCUCCCCAGGCGUACACAGAGGAGCUGGUAGACCUCCACCGCAGGUUGAUGGCCUUGAGGGAGAGGAACGUCCUACAGCAGAUUGUGAACCUCAUCGAAGAGACCGGCCACUUCAACGUCACCAACACCACCUUCGACUUUGACCUCUUCUCGCUGGACGAGUCGACCGUCCGUAAACUACAGAGCUACCUGGAGGCCACGGCCACGUGACAGGAAGUGCCCUUCGAGCUGAAGAGUCUUCUCCAACUCCGCUAUCUCCACCAAGACCCAGACGGGGCUGUGUGAGGGGUGCUGAGAGAACGAGAGGACUCGGGAGAAUGCCCAACGACGCGGGACGGACAAUCGGAGCCACAGAGAGGGACAGGAGAGGACCAAGAACGAUACAAAUGAAGCGGUCUUCGAUAGGGAGGCUGGACUGCCAGACUGGAGGAAAGUCGCACCUGACCUCACCCCCCAUCCAACCUUCUUCCACUCUUACUCCUCUCGGAACCACCCUCCCGUUUCUUUUUGCACGCUUGUUUUCGGGUAGAGCAGCGAUACUUUGUAUACUUUGCACCAAAGCUUGGGUGGCAGCUGUGACGGUUGUCCUGGUCCUGACACCGGGAGCAGUACCUGCCUCCGGGCUCUCCACCUUUCUCUCCAGUCAUCAUAUCCUACUGCAUUCAGUCUUUUUAAAAGUCUGGAGCUUUCUCCUCUGCCCCCUCACCAUCCCCUUCUCCAACUCCUUCCUGUCCUGCCUCUAUCCCACCCACCCAUGGCAUCAUGGGUACAUGCAAGUGAUUCCUUUGCAAGGAAGGAAGAGGAGGGUGGCAUUUCACUCAUUUUAUUGCUGUUUUGAGGCAUUUUUGUCUGCCAAAAUGGAUACGGUUAAGAGUUGUGAGACAUGAAUGUACUUUCAUUUUGUUUUUAUACAAUUUUUUUAUUCGGCUCACAAAAAACCGGCCCCUCCCUCCCUCCUCAGUGCCUUUAGGAACCAUCGCUUUAUCUUUGAGGAGGGGGUUUGUCUGUCACUUGGAAAAACCGGGACCCCCCUCCAGCUGCAAGCUGGGGUCAGAAUAUUUUUGAGACCGGAGAAGAGUUUGGGAAUUGGGGUUCCUCUUAUCUAUGGCGGAGGGGUCCGGACAGGCCUUCAGAGGAUGGGGCUGAAGCCGAUUUCUAAUGCGUCCAACGGAAGGUAGUUUCAAAGCUGGUUUCUUCAGAAUGGAUCUUCAUCAGUUGAGACCCACUGGAAUGCUGCGUCACACAGACCUUGUUUUCUACAGUCCUUUUAAGUACACACACACUUGUUCAGACAGCCAUGACCGAACCCACUGUGGCUCGUUGGUCGACCCUUUACACUUGAACCUUGCGCCCCCCCCCCCCCCCCAUGUGUACGGUCUAUGUGAAAUGCCUAUUUAUUAUGACGUUGAUAGCUUUAAUGGUAGAAUCCACUCUAUUGCUAAGCUAGCGGUGAGCUGUCUUUCCUGGAUGAGUGGAGAGUUGAAUUCAAAGCGCCUGUCUGAAACGGAGAAAGCACAUUUGCCACAGCGCCUGGCUGACCCUUUCAUUCCUUGCUGGGGAGAAGAUGGGUCACAAACUGAUCUUCCCUAACGACCAUUUUUCGGAGGAAAACCCAACUGCAAAGCGCAGGCGGGGGAGCAAACGGUCGCAUUUGUGUUCCUGUCCAUAAUUGCGUGCAUGAACUUUUAAACUCCAGAGCCUGAGUCCGUAAACUUUGACCUUUGACCCAGGCGCUCAGCACAUCCCUUGUUUGUAAACGAAUGGGAACCGAAAGGGGUGGAGGAGUGGCCCUCGACCCCCGAGUGAAAAGCCCCUCCGUCUACUGACGGUCCGUUUAAUUUAUAUACCUCUGCACUUUUGUGGUUGUGGCGACUUCAGUACUUAUGGAAUUAUCUAAACUGUAUUUUUAAUGAUUUUAUACUAUAUUUCCAUGCAAAAUAGUAUUGAUUUUUUGACUACCUUUUUAAAAAAAAUCUAUUUAAUUGUUCUAGUAUUUUUAUUGGCAUGUUAUGUCAUACAAAGAAACACAGCCCCCAGCUCUGUGUAGGUUAGCCUUAUUGCAUUCUAUUAUUAUUUUUUUUAUUUUUUUAUUUUUUUUACAGUUGGAACUAGUAUUUCAUUUAUUUUAUUUUUUUUAACAGUCGGACACUACGCAACAGGUUUCAUUUUGGAGGGCUUGUAUUCCUUGUACGAUAAACUGACUCGGUUGUCGUUUUAGGAAAGCAUGUAGAGCAGACUGAAUGUGUGCUUUUUAGAUUGUUACUGAAACUUAUGUGUGUGUCGAAUAUUUGAGUGUUUUUACUCAAAGUAUGUGGCACCCUUUUAUUUGUUUGUACUCUGUGAGGUAUGGUUACAAUGCCCAGGCACUAAGUCUCAUUCCCACAUUUCUUAAAAACGUUUCUUGGGAUCAUUCCAAGCUGUUUCUGACCCCCUGACCCCAAGCCCUAAGGACAAAAAAAUGAACAUUGCCAUAGGAAAUCAGAAUGGUGGGGUAGAACAAAGAAUUUCAGCUUGACGUGUACAAUUUGCAGUGGAUGUACAAUCGCUGAUUCCGUUCGGGUUACGAUGUGGAGAUGUGGGAGGAGACUACUGUGCUGGUGGGUGUUUUGUGUCUACUGGGGAGGGGCGGUAUUUACCAGGGGUUUUGGAAUGGUUGUGGGUUCCAUGGCAAAAACAGAAGUUCAAAUUUGGUAUCGUGAGUUUGGUAUUAACUUAGCAUUUCGUGCCACCAUGUGGCCAUACAGUGCAGGUUGUAACCAGAACUGUAAUUUUUAUUUUUGAAUCAUAUUAUUAAUAAAGUCAGUGAGUACUGUC
This is a messenger RNA of Conger conger (European conger), 4509 nucleotides long. RefSeq names its product protein ENL-like. The record is from RefSeq and is a predicted model, not a curated record. Gene Ontology annotation, cellular component: super elongation complex. NCBI's taxonomy places the organism in Eukaryota, Metazoa, Chordata, Actinopteri, Anguilliformes, Congridae. The transcript is spliced from 12 exons. Gene Ontology annotation, biological process: regulation of DNA-templated transcription. The coding region runs from base 97 to 1905 and encodes 602 amino acids.